AUGCCACAACUCGAGCAAGUUCCCCGUGGCUAUGAUGCCGAGCCCGCCACUUCAACAUCAGACCCUCUUGUUCAUUUGAAAUCUCGGUCGAACAACUUUGAUUUCACCUUUGAAGCCUUGAAACCAGGCCUUUUCCGCACAACUUUUACAUCACCCAAGCACACCCUACCGCCCCACCGUGCGACACGAGUUCCUAAAACAACUCUGAGCAACACUCAAGUUUCGAUACUCCAAUCCGACAUCUCCUCUCAGACCAAAGAAUUCAAGGUAGCAGAUGUGACUGCCAAGGUUGACUGGUCGAGCGGCCUGCCUUUGAUAUCUCUACAAGUGCCAGGGCAAAGUGUCCCGGCCCACUCAGAUUUGCCAAACCGCUCAUACGCAGCUGAUGGUCCUGGUAUAGCCCAUUAUACAAGAUACAACCAUGGGAGUCUUCAUCUUGGACUCGGAGAAAAGUCAGCACCCAUGGACCUGUCCAAUAGACACUUCAUCCUCUCAGCCACUGAUUGCUUUGGCUAUGAUACUCACCGCACCGAUCCCAUGUACAAGCAUAUUCCUUUGCUCAUCAAUGCAACUCCUCAAGGAUGUGUUGCCAUCUUUUCUACUUCCCAUGCACGAGGCUUCUACUCCGUGGGCUCCGAAAUGGACGGCAUGUGGGGCCGAUUCAAAGUGUACCGUCAAGACUAUGGAGGGCUAGAAGAGUAUCUCAUUGUUGGAAAAUGCUUGGAGCAAGUGACUCGGACAUAUGCUGACCUGGUGGGCUACCCUAUGCUUGUACCACGUUGGGCUUUUGGGUACCUUGCUGGAGGAAUGAAAUAUUCCAUGCUGGAUGAACCGCGUGCUAGCGAUGCUUUGAUGGAGUUUGCAGCAAAGCUCAAAAAGCACGACAUUCCUUGUAGCGGAUUUCAAAUGUCAUCCGGAUAUACCGUGGCGGAAACGGAGCCGAAAACACGAAAUGUCUUCACCUGGAAUAAGCACCGCUUUCCCGAUCCACAGGGAUUCAUUGACGCUUUUCAUAAAAAGGGCAUCCGUCUGAUUGCCAAUGUGAAGCCAUAUGUACUCUCAAAUCAUCCAGAGUAUACCAAGUUGAAAGCUUCGGGUGCAUUCUUUACUGAUUCUUUAACCUUGGUAUCUGCCGAAGCGCGUCUAUGGAGUGCUGGAGGUGGUGAGAGCGGUGUUGGUGGACACAUCGACUUCACCUCGGCGGCCGGUUACAAAUGGUGGUAUCAAGGAGUUCAAGAACUUAAGCGUCUCGGUAUUGAUUGCAUAUGGAACGACAACAACGAGUACACGAUUCCUCAUGAUGGCUGGCAGUGCGCAUUGACUGAGCCAUCAGUCAUUCAGGACAAAGAUAGUAACCACGACAAAACGGUAGGAUUCUGGGGACGUGCACUGAAUACCGAGUUGAUGGGCAAGAGCUCUCACGAUGCUUCGCUCGAGGUUGAGCCUAAUCAGCGGCCAUUUAUUCUGACAAGAAGUGCUACAGCAGGUACAUUGCGUUAUUGUGCAAGCACUUGGUCCGGCGACAAUGUCACAAGCUGGGACGGAAUGAGAGGUGCAAAUGCACUUUCACUCACAGCCGGCAUGUGUUUGAUGCAAUGCUAUGGUCACGACAUUGGGGGCUUUGAAGGACCUCAGCCAUCACCCGAAUUACUGGUACGGUGGUGUCAGCAGGGCAUCUACUCUCCGCGCUUUGCCAUUAAUUGCUUCAAGACAUCUCCAGAGAACAAUAGCGUUGGCGACGUCAUUGAACCGUGGAUGUACAAAGAGACUACACCGUUGGUCCGCGACAUCAUCAAACGCCGCUACGAGAUUAUUCCCUAUCUUUACUCACUCUCUUUAGAAUCUCACCAGACAGCAACACCACCCCAGCGAUGGACGGGCUGGGGCUUCGAGUCUGAUACCGAGGUCUGGAGUAACAAGAUCCUUCGUGAUGGGGAGACUCAGUACUGGCUUGGUGAUGCAAUCCUAGUGGGCGGAGUGUAUGAACCUGGUGUAGAAAAGGCCAAGGUAUAUCUACCUCGGGAAUCAACAGAUCCAGACUUGCAUUUUCUAGACCUCAACAAUACUCCCCAAACAUACUAUCAAUCUGGACAAUGGAUUGAGAUUUCAGCGAAGUGGACCAACAGUAUACCGGUGCUCGCAAAAGUCGGCGGCGCAAUACCGAUAGGUCGACCAGAACAAGUACUGUCUGCAGGAGAGACGGCCAAUCCUGCAAAUCUUCCUCCAGAUGACUAUCGUGGUGUCGAGCUAUUUCCACCACAGGGUUCUUCUCAUGGUAAGGUCUUUUCCAACAAGUGGUACGAAGAUGACGGCAUCUCACCGCCUCCCGCACGUACAUCUAUCUUCCAGAUUAGUUAUCAAACUACCGAGGCUGAAGUGCUGGUCGAUUUUAAAAAGAUUCUACAACCUGGAUUCGCGCCUGCAUGGUCCCAGCUGGAAAUCAUAUUGCCAGCUGGGGACGAGCGAAAUGUCACAUUCAAUGGAACAAGGGCGCACAAGUCAGAGACUGAUCUGAAGGGUAGGGUUCAUUUCAAAACGGAUCAGGUUCUCCAACAAUCAUACUGGUCCAGUCAAGGAGAGUAG
This is a messenger RNA of Plenodomus lingam JN3, 2583 nucleotides long. RefSeq lists its product as uncharacterized. Gene Ontology annotation, biological process: carbohydrate metabolic process. Gene Ontology annotation, molecular function: hydrolase activity, hydrolyzing O-glycosyl compounds; carbohydrate binding. Lineage: Eukaryota; Fungi; Ascomycota; Dothideomycetes; Pleosporales; Leptosphaeriaceae. The record is from RefSeq and is a predicted model, not a curated record.